AACUGGCAGCAACCAUGGUGUUCGGCAGUGGUCUGGUCCCUCUCGUCCUGCUGUCUCUGACCGGUUUAGAAGCAUUGGUUCUUACCCAAGAGAAAAGGAUUUUUGUAAAUCCUGGACAGGCGGUCAGAAUUUCCUGUGCACCCAGUACAGGCACCUGGUCUAUUACAUGGUACCAGCAGAAGACUGGUAGUGCACCCCGGUACUUACUAUAUGAUUCAAAUCGAGCAUCAGGACUUCCAGCACGGUUUAGAGCAUCAGAGGAGAAUUCUGGAAGAAUGGAAUAUCUUAAACCCGUGGGUACUGCUACUUUUGGUGGAGGCACCAAGCUGGAAGUGGGUAAAGCUACCACCCCACCCUUGAUGACCUUGUUCCCCCCCUCCAAAGAAGAGCUGUCCAGCACUGGCAAGGCCACCCUGCUUUGUUUGGCCCAAGGCUUCUAUCCUGGGUCUUUGAAUGUUUUGUGGGCAGCAGGUGGCAUUACCAAGACAGGGCGCGAAAUCCAGACCAGUGAGGGUGAGCAGCAGUCUGAUGGCAGUUAUCAUCUCAGUAGUUUCUUACAGCUGAGUGCUGAAGAGUGGCAGUCUGGUCAGGAAUUCUCCUGCCAAUUGAGUCACCAAGCCCUGAGUUCCCCCAUGAAGAAGAGUAUCAGCAGUGCAAACUGUGCACAGUAGAAAAAGUGUUACUGAAUUUUCUGCCUUUCUCAUUUUGUGAGAAUCUCUUCUUCUUUACUCAUAGGCUUCUGUUUUAUGCUGUAGUUACGGUACUACUGUACAGCUACUGCUGUUUAGAUUUACAAUGUCCAAUGUGUUUCAUGUUAUGCACACCUUUUUAUUAAAGUUUGUCACAUAGUGGACUCUUUUUU
Molecule: messenger RNA, 862 nt
Organism: Erpetoichthys calabaricus (reedfish)
Lineage: Eukaryota; Metazoa; Chordata; Cladistia; Polypteriformes; Polypteridae
Product: immunoglobulin lambda-1 light chain-like
Exons: 4
Coding region: 15-671 (218 amino acids)
Source: RefSeq, a predicted model, not a curated record